GGAGCUUCCGGAAUCGGCGUCCGUGCGGGAAGUGGAGCCUCGGUAUUCGGAGUCCGAGCGUGGUGACGCGCGUACGCGAGACUAAGUGAGGACGCAGGCGGGUCUUGAGUGCUGCUCCCUGCGUGCCUUCCUGGGUUCCCAAUCCUUCAACACAGUUCACCAUCUGUGCUCCUGAUAUCCAGUCAUGCAGCGGAGAUCAAGAGGGUUCAAUGCCGGGCUCCUUAUGCUACUUUCUCAAGUGUUCCAUGUUGGGAUCAACAAUAUUCCACCUGUUACCCUGGCAACCUUGGCUCUCAAUGUCUGGUUCUUCCUGAAUCCUUUGAAGCCCUUGUACUAUUCCUGCCUCAGUGUGGAAAAGUGUUACCAGCAAAAAGACUGGCAACGUUUACUGCUUUCUCCCGUGCACCAUACAAAUGACUGGCAUUUGUAUUUCAAUAUGGUGUCCAUGCUCUGGAAAGGAAUAAAGCUGGAGAGAAGACUGGGGAGCAGAUGGUUUGCCUACAUCAUCACCACAUUCUCCCUACUUACAGGGGUGGUGUAUUUGGUCUUGCAGUUCACUACUGCCGAAUUAAUGAAUCAGCCCGACUUCAGAAGAAACUGUGCUGUCGGUUUCUCAGGAGUUUUGUUUGCCUUGAAAGUUCUUAGCAAUCAUUACUGCCCAGGCGGCUUUGUCAACAUUUUGGGCUUUGCUGUUCCCAACAGAUUCGCUUGCUGGGCAGAGCUGGUGGCCAUUCACUUCUGCACCCCAGGGACUUCCUUCGCCGGGCAUCUGGCUGGCAUUCUUGUUGGACUGAUGUACACUCAGGGGCCUCUGAAGAAAAUCAUGGAGAUAUGUGCAGGCAUUUUUUCCUCCAGUGUUGGAUAUCCAGGACAGCAGUACUACUUUAAUAAUGCAGGCCCCUCUGGCUAUCAGAAUCACUACCCAGAUGGCAGACCAGGGGCCUAUGAAGACACUCAUAGGAACUAUGAUGUCUACACAGCAGGACUGAGCGAGGAGCAGCAGCUGGAAAGAGCAUUAAGAGCCAGCCUCUGGGACCGAGGAAAUACCAGAAAUGGCCCAACACCCUACGGGUUCCGACUCACGCCAGAAGAAGAAAUGAGGAGACAGCGCCUUCACAGAUUUGAUGGUCAAUGACGUGGCACCACGCCUGGGAAGACAUGGUCCAGCUGUGUGACUGUAGCCCGAUCACUUUACUCCCCAAGCCCCUAGCUGGUUUUAAACAAAAGCAGAACACCCCUCUCUCGUUGCAGAGCACUCGUGUCUGCCAUGAACUGUCGCUCCAUGGCCCCUGCGUGUCCAGGUUCACAUGCCCAGCUGACACAUCUGGAAACCAGGCUUGCCCCACGAAGUGCACAGCUUUCACUGAAUGUCCUGUCUGGCCCUGUUAACCCUGUGCUCUCUUCUAAACCAAAGGUCACCUCUUCUGUUGGGACCAAUUUCCACACUCCCCUCCUUCUCACUGACUCUGGGGCCCAUCCACAGUGGGGUUGGAGACUGUGUUUUUCCACUCUCUCUCUCUCUCUGUCCCUGGUCCUCUGGGAGCUCAGCUUGGCAAGAGGUGUGGGGCCACCCCUGGCCCUCCUGGCAUAUUCCCAUGAUGACGUGGCUGCCUUCCCAAGAUACUCCAUCCUCCUUCAUGCAGGCCCCUCGGGGUGCCAUGUCUGCCUGCUGUUCACAACGACCACUUUGCUCUGCAUGUAGAAUAUCUGACUGAAGGGGAAGAGGAAAGAUCUAAGGUAGAGAAGUCACUUGUUAGAGAUCACGUGGCACCAGCAGUCUGGGUUCACAGUCACCCGUCCAGGAGCGGGAGACUUGCUUAUCGACUCCAAGAAGCAGCGCAUACAGAGCAAAGCAGAGAUGCACAGUAGAUUUCUCACUGGGAAUCCCAUUUGCAGGAAGUAUUUUUUCUUCAUAAAAGUGCCUUUUCAUUGGCCACUGUGGCUGCUGUAUGUCAUAAACAAGUGUCCAAAAAAAAAAAAAGAAUGCCCCAGGGAACUGCAGUGUUUAAUGCAUAGGUUGUCCAAGUCACAAGCGUUUCUGUUCUGAGAAUAAAAGGACAAAGCCAGAAUAUGACUACUGAGUCACUGUCAUGGAGCAUUUAGUUCAGUGGCAGUUAGGAGCAGCCAGUGGUGCUCCUAGUUUAAGUCACCAUUCAUGUGUAGUUUCUGGUUAAAAAAAGGUGUAGACAGGCUUUCUUAUGCACAAUGCAAAUGUCUACAAAGUAUACUAACUGUUGAUACAGAUUUGCUUUGGAGGGGAGUGCAUGGAGCCUGAUUUCCUUUGCUUAUAGUUUCAUACUCUGUCUUUAAAAGUGUGUAUUGCUUUCAGAAGGCUGAUUUUAUAUAAUAAACCAAGAAACAUGUAACCAGUAAAA
Messenger RNA from Mesocricetus auratus (golden hamster), 2375 nucleotides. It is a transcript of the gene Rhbdd1, whose product is annotated as rhomboid domain containing 1. Gene Ontology annotation, molecular function: serine-type endopeptidase activity. Lineage: Eukaryota; Metazoa; Chordata; Mammalia; Rodentia; Cricetidae. The transcript has 7 exons. Gene Ontology annotation, cellular component: membrane. The record is from RefSeq and is a predicted model, not a curated record. The coding region runs from base 185 to 1135 and encodes 316 amino acids.